AUGGCCUGGCAAGUCAGGUUCACGAGGGACGGCAGACAGCGCCUGGCCGGUGUACUCCGAGCGCUGUUGAUAGCGCAACUGGCUAUAUCAUUGGUGAUGGUCAUCUUCUGUUAUAACGUGACCGUCAAAGUAAUGUCGCUGUUGAAAAAUAUUCAUAAGGUAACAGUAAUGCUGUUCUACGCCCUUCUACUACUUCAUGCGUAUUGCAUGAAGCUUCACUACACGAGCGGUUUCCGUCUCAUCUCAUGGCUACUCCGGUGUCCUCACUGGCCUCGAGCCGCGCCAGUCACCCGUCUUUGGCUCAUCAGCGGUUGUUUAGUCGCUCUCAACGGCCUGUUGGUUCAUGCUGCUUGUAAAAGCACGCUUAAAGCAUUAAUGAAAGAAUUGUCGUCGUCACUACGAAUUGGUAUAUCACACUACCUAUCGGAGCCUACUUGGAAACGAAUCAUGGACACCAUGCAGGUAGAACUAAACUGCUGCGGCGUUGAGAGUCCCAGCGAUUGGCACGAGAUCCCCUGGAUUAAUAUGGACUUUCUUAAUGAAGAUUCAGAACUUGUUAUGAAGUUAUCAGGAACUGAUGGUAAAGCCCUACCACCGGUGUCUCCUUACUCUUGCUGCUCGCCCCAUGUGCUGGCCGCAUGCUGCCACGACCCGUUACAACAGUUUGAGGGUUCCUGGUGGGGCAGCGCGGCGGGUGCUACUCUUAGUGCUCGCUCGUGUCGUGACGCGGUGGGCGCUCCUCUAGCUCGCGCCGCACUCGCCAUACAUACACUGAGCGCUCUUGCGCUUGUUCUGCAGCUGGUAGUGGUGAUGGUGACUCAGCUCGUGGUGCGGAGCGCUCUGCAAGCCGUCGCAAGGGGAGACUGGACCGGACAUCACGACCGGGUAAUAUAUUACUACAUUAUUAUAUUACUGCAGUAUUACCCGGUUGAUUACUGUUAUAUUGCACGCGGGAAAUUCCCCUCUUUCAACGAUUAA
Molecule: messenger RNA, 978 nt
Organism: Danaus chrysippus (African queen)
Lineage: Eukaryota; Metazoa; Arthropoda; Insecta; Lepidoptera; Nymphalidae
Source: the annotation of a GenBank genome assembly